Molecule: messenger RNA, 808 nt
Organism: Aplosporella prunicola CBS 121167
Lineage: Eukaryota; Fungi; Ascomycota; Dothideomycetes; Botryosphaeriales; Aplosporellaceae
Exons: 1
Source: RefSeq, a predicted model, not a curated record
UUACCUCUAAAACCAACCUCGACAUCUUUUAACCCAGCAGAGCCAUCGAAAACCUUACCUCCAAUCCAUAUAUUUUCGCAUCUACAGUGCCACAUCCCCAAAACCAACUCCUCUAGUGACUCGUUCGCAACCAUCAAAAGGAAACCCACUCCACUCCACCCCACCCACCCUCAGGCAACACCCACAUCAUCACUCCUCACCCACACUCUCCUCGCUCCCCUCCUCACCCACCUCAUCCCCAUCCAUCACCUUUACAUCAGCACCCACCACCGCAUCUUCAACCUCUCUUCUCUCCAAACCCAGCACGCCCCGUCCACCCCACACGCACCCACAAAACCCGCAACCCCCUCUCAAACGCAUGUAUUCUCUCUCCGGUCCAGCCACCAGCUCACUCCCUGAGCUCUCACACCGCUGCCCCAGCCCAAGACCAAGCAUGGCGCGCAGCUCAAAGGAGGGCAGCGCGGCGCAGUAGAUGCGCGAGACGGGGAGGGCGUGCCCGCAGGCGUAGAGCGCGAUGGUGUAGAUGCACAUUUUUGCUGGUGCUGUUGCUGGUGCUUUGUAGGGUUGUUUGUUUUUGUGUUCGUGAAGGAAAUUGGUGAGGUGAAGUACUUGGUUUGAGAUUUGUUGUCUUUGGUUUGGUUUAUUCCUGGAUUUGGGAGAGUGGUGGCUGAGAGGUUAGAGGGCGGAGAGGCGGACCUUAUAUAUUUGUCCCGGGAGCAUAGGCCGGGCUGUGUAUAUCACAGGACGCGGUGUUGUGAUGCUGCUCCGCCGUGUAUCGGCCGGCGCAGGCUUUCGAGCUUUUGCUGUG